This is a messenger RNA of Periconia digitata, 3138 nucleotides long. The record is from the annotation of a GenBank genome assembly. Lineage: Eukaryota; Fungi; Ascomycota; Dothideomycetes; Pleosporales; Periconiaceae.
AUGGCCAGCCAGCCCUAUAACCGCCUGACGCGCCCGCUACCUCGCAGUCAACAAAACCUCACGCCUUCUGUCAACAUCCAUCCGGCGUGCCGCCAAAAUCCUCUCGACUCGCCUCAGCCUGAACCAAACCGUCCCUCCCAACACCGCUCGCUCGCCUUCUCACACGACACGCCGCCAGAAGAAAGAAAAAUCACACGCAGAGCAUCGGCCGCGCCUCUCAUGGGCAACCCGCCGGAAAACGUCGUUUUUUGCACAGAUGACAUCGUCAGCCUGAAAGACGACGAGUUGGUGAUUGGCGUCAUCGACCGCUCCUUUGGCGAUGUUGACACCCAUUCCCCGCGCCCCCAACGAGAUUAUCCUGAUGACAUCGAACGUCACUCAGAUGUUCCCUACGCAGAUUUUGAGCGCUUCAUGCAGACUGGCGUUCCUCCGCGCGGCACCGCACUCGUCACUUGGCAAUCAGUCUUCCGAACGUUGCUGCUCCCCGAGGCCCGCCUGAACCUGCUGGACCGUGCCGUCUAUGUGGGCGAUGUCGUGAAACGAACCUCUCAAGACCAUAUGAGUGGUACUGUCAUUGGGACACAGGUCCUCUGCCGCCUCUUUCCCUCCAUGCUGGCUAAUUUCGAAAAAGUCCAUCCUAGUACCCACGAGCACUUGUUCCUCCACGAUGUUACCGCCCCGGAGAUCAUCAACGUGCACGAGUACAAUGAGGGUGGCAUUGUUGUAUACCAGAACUGGGUCGGUCGUAUAGAGCGUGUCAUUGACGACAUCACCGUUAGGCUUGCCAACAACUCGGUCGUGAUCGUGGACAACCCGGACGAUUUGGAGGGCGCGAGUGAAACGCUGGAGCGCUUAAGUGUCGGUGAUCCGGUCGCGACAAAGAAAGGGAAUCUGAGGAGGGGUCGAUGGAGAUAUGGCGCCUUUGAUCCGAAUGUCAAGCCUGAAGGCUUCGUCGUGGAGACCCGGGCAUUAUGUAUCGAUGUGCGCUGGCUGGCUCGUAAACUGGGCGCACCCAGGCCUACCCAUGGAGAUUUCGACGAUGAUCCAAUCGCGCGCCUAGAUCCAACGGACAUGGAAAGCCCAGACUUCUAUCUCUACGAUGCCUCAGCUUCCGCUGCGGUUGCCCUCCCUUUUUCAGCCGACGGCCAGGGUCGGUCCUAUCAUGUAGCCGAUAUUGCUGUGGGCGACCGUUCGAAGUUCAAGGACCAUGUAGCGGCAGCGACCAAAUACGACGGCUCGCAGAAAUUGGCCAAUGGCCGACAGCAAGGGAAGCUCACACACACUCCACGCACAGAGACGCUGGGUUAUGACGUCAAUUCGUACAUUGUCAUGCAAACCAAUACUACGCUUACUAUUCAGUGGCAAGAUCUCUCCGUCACCCAAGAGCCAAGCCGAUCCAUCAUUCUUGACCCCACUGUGGAGGACGAAGAUGAAGUAUGGCCCGGAGAGAUUGUCUACACGAAGCGACGCAACGACAUGGAUCAUGAAGCGGCGAUGGAGUGGGUCUUCAAACCUGCAAAGGUCGGAAUAGUUCAGACCGUCAAUUCUCGCGAUCGAUUGGCCACUGUUCGGUGGUUUGAAAAGCCCAACAUCCAAUUUUUGGGAGAAGACUUGAUUCCACCUUGUACAACAGGCAAGUUGCAAGAAGGCACUGAAGACGUCAGUCUAUAUGAUAUUGAAACAAAACCGAGCCUGAACCGACGGCGCGGGGACUUUGUACUGGUGCAUCCGGGCGCUAUCAACACCCAGGAGAUCCCCGUCAGUCUGUCAGGUCCCGAUUGGUUCGGUGAGGUUAUCGAUCUCGGACUAGACGGAAGUAUUGCUGUGCGACUUGGUGCGGCGAAACCGGUUGUCGAUGUGCGCAUUCCCGUCGAAUCGGUGACUCUUGCUUAUAGCAGCGACAUGCGCGACGGUUCAUUCGACGGCGUGGAUGGCGAAUCACUCGACGAAGAAGAUGAAGAGUACGACGGCUCCGAUUUCGACUCAGCUUCUUUCAAUGAGAUGUGGAUUGAAUAUGAAGGCAUGGAUGGUGGCAGUUUGGACGGUGGAAACGAGGAAGACUGGUCGACCGAAGACGAGCUUAGUGAUGGCGACACAUCGAUGCCAGAUCUUGAGCCCAUAGAUGGCGCAAGAACGACAAACACCACCCCCGAAACGCAUGCCGAACCAGGAAACAUCACUCAAACUACGACGCCACAUCCAAAUCAAGAUCCAGCUAUCGAUGCCACCGUCAAACACAACGACACCCCUUCAAACCCGCCCGCCGCAUCCGCAUCCGCAUCCUCAUCCGCAUCAGCACCAGCCUCGUUCCUCGUCGCAGACACACCAGUACCCCAAACCCACCACUUCAUUUCCUCCACAAUAACCCCCUCCAACACGUUUAUUCGACGCAUCGUCAAGGAACACAAAAUCCUCCGCACAUCUCUUCCCCCCAACAUCUUCGUCCGAACCUGGGAAACGCGCCUCGAUCUCCUCACUGUUCUCAUAAUUGGCCCCUCAGACACCCCAUACGAACAUGCGCCCUUUUUGAUCGACCUCCACCUUCCUGCUACCUACCCCUCCGAACCUCCUCGCGCCUUCUUCCAUAGUUGGACCCAAGGCAACGGCCCCGUGAACCCAAAUCUCUACCAAGAUGGCAAAAUAUGUCUCUCUCUCCUGGGCACAUGGCACGCCGACGAACGCGGCGAGUCUUGGAAUCCAUCUAAAUCCACACUCCUUCAAGUACUAGUCUCAAUCCUUGGUCUUGUUCUCGUCAAAGAACCGUAUUAUAAUGAAGCAGGCUACGAUGUCCACCGCUCUGCCCCAGAAACAAAACUCAACUCGGCCUUGUACACUGAACGCGCGUAUUUCCGUGCCAGAGGCUUCAUCGCGCAUGCUCUCUCGUACCCAAUCUCGAUAUUCGACGACGAGAUCCAAUGGUUGUACAGAAGUCGUGAUGAGGGCGCGCCGAGGUUGCUCGACCAAGCCAUCGAGGCUGCAGAGGACGUGUUACGGAGAAGUGCUGAUGAUUCUGGCAACGACAGCGAGAGAGAUGGUUUGAGGAGGAUUAGUUUGGGCGCAACGGUUAUGCUGAGUAGACAGGUUGAGCGACUCAAGGCACUCGGUGACGGUUCCUCGGAGGAGGGGGGAACGGCGUAG